This is a messenger RNA of Mauremys reevesii (Reeves's turtle), 6340 nucleotides long. It is a transcript of the gene KIF21B, whose product is annotated as kinesin family member 21B. Gene Ontology annotation, biological process: microtubule-based movement; mitotic spindle organization. The transcript has 35 exons. Lineage: Eukaryota; Metazoa; Chordata; Testudines; Geoemydidae. The record is from RefSeq and is a predicted model, not a curated record. The coding region runs from base 295 to 5136 and encodes 1613 amino acids. Gene Ontology annotation, molecular function: ATP binding; microtubule binding; microtubule motor activity.
CUCCACGCUCCGCAGCUGGGCUGGCUCCGGCGCUCGGCUCAGUUUCAGGCUCCGCCGCUUGUCAGUUUCACGGCGGAGCUUGCGCCCGGCUCAGCAUCUCUCCGCGGGGGCGGGGGGAGCAGCGCCCCGCUCAGCCCCGCGCGGCCGGAGCUCAGCAUGACCUCGCCCCCUGCAGCCGCCGCACACACCCCCUGGCUGCGCCCGUCCCCAGCUGAACCGGGGCGGCUCCGGCCCCGGGACCCCCCGCCCCGCCUGCAAGACACGCCGCGGCUGGGGUGGUGAGAGGCCGCGGGCAUGGCGGCCCCUGGGGACUGCUGCGUUCAGGUGGCGGUGAGGAUCCGUCCCCAGCUGUCAAAGGAGAAGAUUGAGGGAUGCCACAUCUGCACUUCAGUGACACCUGGGGAGCCCCAGGUGCUGCUGGGAAAGGACAAGGCGUUCACCUAUGACUUUGUGUUCGACCUGGACACGUGGCAGGAGCGGAUCUACACCACCUGUGUCAGCAAACUCAUCGAGGGCUGCUUCGAAGGAUACAAUGCCACUGUGCUGGCAUAUGGCCAGACCGGAGCUGGGAAGACGUACACCAUGGGCACCGGCUUUGACACAAACAUCUCGGAGGAGGAGCACGGGAUCAUCCCGCGGGCCAUCUCCCACCUCUUCAGCGGCAUCGAGCAACGCAAACGGGCAGCGCAGGAGCGUGGCACAGCCGUGCCGGAGUUCAAAGUCAGCGCCCAGUUCCUAGAGCUCUACAACGAGGAGAUCCUGGACCUGUUCGACAGCGCUCGGGACCCCGACUCCCGCCACCGCAAGUCCAACAUCAAAAUCCACGAGGAUGCCAGCGGCAGCAUCUAUACCACAGGCGUCACCUCCCGUCUCAUCAGCUCCCAGGAUGAGCUGAUCCAGUGCCUGAAGCAGGGAGCUCUGUCCCGCACAACCGCCAGCACCCAGAUGAAUGUCCAGAGCUCCCGCUCCCACGCCAUCUUCACCAUCCACCUGUGCCAAAUGAGAGUCUGUGCCCAGCCCGACCUGGUGACCGGCCUUCCAGAGGGAUCCCAGGCCACCAGCGAGUAUGAGACCCUCACCGCCAAGUUCCACUUUGUCGACCUGGCCGGCUCGGAGAGGCUGAAGCGGACGGGAGCUACGGGCGAGAGAGCCAAGGAGGGUAUCUCCAUCAACUGCGGCCUGCUGGCGUUGGGAAACGUCAUAAGCGCCCUUGGAGACCAGAGCAAGAAAGCGGUGCACGUACCCUACCGAGACUCCAAACUGACCCGGCUCCUACAGGACUCCCUUGGGGGGAACAGCCAAACCAUCAUGAUCGCCUGCAUCAGCCCCUCUGACCGGGACUUCAUGGAGACCUUGAACACGCUCAAGUAUGCCAACCGGGCUCGCAACAUCAAGAACAAGGUGGUGGUGAACCAGGACAAAACUAGCCAGCAGAUCAGCGCCCUGCGGGCCGAGAUCGCCCGCCUCCAGAUGGAGCUCAUGGAGUACAAGGCGGGCAAGCGCGUGAUCGGGGAGGAUGGCGCCGAGGGCUACAGUGACUUGUUCCAGGAGAACGCCAUGCUCCAGAAGGAGAACGCCACCUUGCGCAUGAGGGUGAAGGCCAUGCAGGAGGCCAUUGAUGCCAUCAACAGCCGGGUCACCCACCUGAUGAGCCAGGAGGCCAAUUUGAUACUGGCCAAGGCAGGUGAUGGCAACGAGGCCAUCGGCGCCCUGAUCCAGAACUACAUCCGGGAGAUCGAGGAGCUCAGAACAAAGCUCUUGGAGAGCGAAGCCAUGAAUGAGUCGCUCCGCCGGAGUCUGUCACGGGUCUCUUCCAGGCCCCCGUACUCCCUGGGCUCGUCUCCAGGCCCGGGCCUGGGGGCACUCAGUAGCCCCAUGGUCUCCAUGGAGGCAGAGGCUUCUGAAGUCCUUCGGCGGGCCAAGCAGGACCUGGAGCGGCUGAAGAAGGAGACCAGGCAGCGGAGGAAGAGCCCAGAGAAGGAGACCUUUAAGAAGAGGCCAAAGCUGCAGCAGGAGAACGGGGAGGAGACGGACGAGAACGAGGAGGAGGAGGAGGAGCGGGAGGAGAGUGGCUGUGAGGAUGAGGACGAGGAUUCGGGCAGUGAGGAGAGCCUGGUGGACUCAGACUCCGAUGCGGAGGAGAAGGUGGCGAAUUUCCAGGCUGACCUGGCCGACCUGACCUGCGAGAUCGAGAUCAAGCAGAAGCUGAUUGACGAGCUGGAGAACAGCCAGCGGCGCCUGCAGACGCUCAAGCACCAGUAUGAGGAGAAGCUAAUCCUGCUGCAGAACAAGAUCCGUGACACCCAGCUGGAGAGGGACCGGGUGCUGCAGAACCUCAGCACCAUGGAAUGCUACACGGAGGAGAAGGCCAACAAGAUCAAGGCAGACUACGAGAAGCGGCUGAAGGAGAUGAAUCGGGACCUGCAGAAGCUGCAGGCGGCCCAGAAGGAACACGCUCGCCUGCUCAAGAACCAGUCGCGCUAUGAGCGGGAGCUCAAGAAGCUGCAGGCUGAGGUGGCAGAGAUGAAGAAGGCGAAGGUGGCACUGAUGAAGCAGAUGCGGGAGGAGCAACAGCGGAGGCGGCUGGUGGAGACCAAGCGGAACCGGGAGAUCGCCCAGCUGAAGAAGGAGCAGCGCAGGCAGGAGUUUCAGAUCCGGGCGCUGGAGUCUCAGAAGCGGCAGCAGGAAAUCGUGCUGCGAAGGAAAACCCAGGAGGUUUCUGCUCUGCGCCGCCUGGCCAAGCCCAUGUCGGAUCGGGUCUCUGGGAGGCUGAGUCAGAAGCCAGCCAUGCUGGACUCGGGUGCGGAGGUGUCUGCCAGCACCACCUCCUCGGAACCAGAGUCCGGCUCCCGCUCGGUCUCCAGCAUCGUGCGCCAGUGGAACCGGAAAAUCGACCACUUCCUGGGAGACCCUUCGCCCUCCAUGAAUGGGGCUCGGCCCGUCAGGAAGAAGUUCCCAAAGAAGGGGAUGAGCCAGACCUUCAGCAAGGCAGCCCGGCUCAAGUGGCAGUCACUGGAGCGGCGCAUCUUCGACGUCGUCAUGCAGAGGAUGACCAUUGUCAACCUGGAGGCAGACAUGGAGCGGCUGAUCAAGAAACGCGAGGAGCUGGCCCUGCUGCAGGAGGCGCUGCUGGGGAAGAGGGGAAAGCUGCAGGCGGAGAGCCCGGAGGAGCAGAAGGGCCUGCAGGAGCUGAACGAGGAGAUCGAGGUGCUGACAGCCAACAUCGACUACAUCAACGACAGCAUCGCCGACUGCCAGGCCACCAUCAUGCAGCUAGAGGAGACCAAGGAGGAGCUGGACUCCACCGAUACCUCUGUGGUGAUCAGCUCCUGCUCCUUGGCCGAGGCGCGCCUCCUGCUGGACAACUUCCUCAAGGCAUCCAUCGAUAAGGGGCUGCAGGUGGCUCAGAAAGAAGCCCAGAUCCGCCUGCUGGAAGGGCGCCUGAGACAAACGGAUGUGACUGGCUCCUCCCAGAACCAUGUGAUCCUGGAUGCCCUGCGGGAGAAAGCGGAGUCCCACCCUGAGCUGCAGGCGCUCAUCCACAACGUGCAGCAAGAGAACGGUUAUGCCAGCACGGACGAGGAGAUCUCGGAGUUCAGCCUGGCCUCAGAGGGGAGCUUCUCCCAGUCUUUCACCAUGAAGGGCUCAGCCAGCCAGGAUGACUUCAAGUUCAAGGGGGAACCCAAGCUGUCAGGCCAGAUGAAGGCUGUGUCGGCUGAGUGCCUGGGACCCACGCUGGACAUCUCCACCAAGAACAUCACCAAGUCCUUGGUGUCCCUCAUGGAGAUCAAGGAAGAUGGGAUCGGCUUUUCCAUCCGGGAUUCCUACUACAAGGAUAAGGUCUCCCGCACCAUCAGCCUGCCCACCCGCGGCAGCACCUUCCCUAGGCAGUCCCGUGGCUCGGACACCUCACCUCUGACCCGGAGGAAAUCCUAUGACCGGGGGCAGCCCGCCAGGACUUCGGACGUUGGCUUCACGCCUCCCUCGUCCCCUCCCACCAGGCCGCGCAAUGACCGCAACGUCUUCUCCCGCCUCACCAGCAACCAGAGCCAGGGCUCCGCGCUGGACAAGUCUGACGACAGCGAUUCCUCUGUCUCGGAGGUGCUGAGGGGCCUCAUUAACCCCGUGGGCGGUGCCAGGAGCGCCCGGACAGCCCCGCUGCAGUGCAUCUCCAUGGCGGAGGGACACUCCAAGCCCGUUCUCUGCGUGGAUGCCACUGACGAGCUGCUCUUCUCCGGAUCCAAAGACCGGAGCUGCAAAAUGUGGAACCUGGUGACAGGCCAGGAAAUCGCCUCGCUGAAGGGCCACCCCAACAAUGUGGUGUCCAUCAAGUACUGCAGCCACUCAGGAUUGGUCUUCACCGUCUCCACAUCCUACAUCAAGGUGUGGGACAUCCGGGACUCGGCCAAGUGUGUCCGCACCCUCACCUCUUCGGGUCAGGUGAUCUCCGGGGACGCCUGUGCUGGGACCACGACCCGCACCAUCGCCAGUGUGCAAGGCGAGCACCAGAUCAACCAGAUCGCGCUCAACCCCUCCGGCACCAUGCUCUACGCCGCUGCCGGGAACUCCGUCCGCAUCUGGGAGCUCAACAGGUUGCAGCCUAUCGGGAAGCUGACCGGCCACAUCGGACCUGUGAUGUGUCUGACUGUGAACCAGACCGUGAGCAACCAUGACCUGGUUGUCACCGGCUCCAAGGAUCACUACGUCAAGAUGUUUGAGAUCGCAGACAGCGUGGUGGGGAACGUCGUCCCCACCCAUAACUUCGAGCCCCCGCACUACGACGGCAUCGAGUGUCUGGCCAUCCAGGGCGACGCGCUCUUCAGCGGCUCCAGGGACAACGGGAUCAAGAAGUGGGACCUGGAGCAGCAGGAGCUCCUCCAGCAAAUCCCCAACGCGCACAAGGACUGGGUCUGCGCCCUGGCCUUCGUCCCCGGCCGCCCCAUGCUGCUGAGCGCCUGCCGCGGGGGCAUGGUGAAGGUCUGGAAUGUGGAGAACUUCACGCCCGUUGGGGAGAUCAAGGGCCACGACAGCCCCAUCAAUGCCAUCUGCACCAAUUCCAAGCACAUAUUCACUGCUUCCAGCGACCUGACGGUGAAGCUCUGGAGCAGGAGAAGAUUCCUGAACGGCCCAACCUAGGUGCUGGAAAGGCUGGAGCCAGGGCAACUGUCAGGCUCCCUGGUGGGCCCAGGCCCCAUCCCCUCUCCCUGGCAGUGAAGAGCUGGGAGCGGCCUGGCCUAUGUGUGCUCGUUUCCAGGACUCUGGGGUGAUGGCAUCUCAGCUGGGGCUUUGUGCACUGCCAGCUUCCAUGGGGAGGGGGCGUAGUUCCUGUCCAGCCCCAUGCUGGGUUUCAUGAUGCAUAGGGCUUUCUGCUGACCGGGACAUGACCUUGCCAGCCACGGGGAGGACCCUGAACUGAGAGACUCAACGGGAUCAUUCCAGUCUGUCCCACAGCCUGUUCAGCACCCCCAUCGCUGGGUCUCCUGACCAAAUCCGCAUGCUGCCUGGCAAUUGUCGACCUCUGCAUCUGACCCACCUCAUUCUGAGCCAGGAUGCUCCCCCUUCUGUCCCGGGGGUGGAGAGAAGGAAGCUGGCACAUUGGGGGAAAAAUCCCUGUGGGCAUCUCCAAGGAAAAGCGGAGUUUCUGGAUCUGUUCACUUUGCCCCCCUCCCUCGACCUGACUGAGCCUUAAUCGCGCACUGGUCCGUUCGCUCUUCCCUGUGGUCCCCUCACUGCCCAUUUGGACACCCAGCUUGGUGCCAUCUCUGCUGUGCAUGGGACUAGCUCGUUCCCAGCUGCUGCGGGAAGGGAUCAAAGCUUUUACAGUGGGUCUUUUAAAGAAUUUUUUUAGCACCCUUAAGAAUGGAUUGGGACCUGGGGAUUUUUAAUAGCCGGGAAAGGCUUUAAUGCUGGGGAAAGGGCUAAGCUCUCGGCACCAUCUCACAGGAGGGGUUUAGGUUUGCUUGGGGCAGUCCUGUGGGGCCUGGCUCAGGAGAGGUCCGGGAUUAGAGUAGUGUGUGGAUAGGUGGGCAGGGGGUAGUUAUAUGGUCAGGAGAGAGGUGCGUUGGCAACGGUGGAGGGCAUGGGGCACUCUGGACAGGAUCUGCAGCAGGGAGCAGGGCAGGGCUAGAAUGGAGCUGGAUGAAGGGGAGGACGGGUAGUGGGAGGGGCCACAUGAGACUUGAGGUGCAUUAGCAGAGCUGUGGGGGCAAUGAGUGGUUGCCCAUGCCCAUGGCCUGCCCAUGCUCUGCUUGCCACCCACCUGCACUGCCAGUCUGGCACAAGACACUAAAUCACCAAGGUCACCCCAGAUUUGGGUUUUAUAAAAGUCAAAAUUCCAUAA